AUGUCGUCCCUGUCGACAGCGGCGGCACAGUCGCACUCGUCCCGCUUACGCAGUAUCUCCCUGACUGGGACCCUGAACAGCAGCAGGGGUCCUGCCAUCGAGCCAGGGCGAGAUGCUGAUCAAAGAGCGCCUGAAGACGGCAAUCGAAGCGGUGGACGAGGAGCCCAAAAGGCGAAGAAACGAUGGGUGACGACAUGGUACGCGAUGAACAUCUGCAUCGCGCUCGGCGCUAUCACGACCGGAGUCGCGAGCGGCAGGCAUCGAUCAGCACGGCCGUCCCAGCGGGCUCUCGACGCUCUCGGUGUCAUACCUCGCUCGCGCACGGGGCAGCGGCAAGCGCCAUGCACUGCAGCGGGCUGGAGGGUAAGAGUGAUUGUUUUGUGCACGCAUACUGGAACUGCGUUCUAA
This is a messenger RNA of Fibroporia radiculosa, 408 nucleotides long. RefSeq lists its product as uncharacterized. Lineage: Eukaryota; Fungi; Basidiomycota; Agaricomycetes; Polyporales; Fibroporiaceae. The record is from RefSeq and is a predicted model, not a curated record. The transcript is spliced from 4 exons. Bases 1 to 408 code for a protein of 135 amino acids.